This is a messenger RNA of Lontra canadensis (Northern American river otter), 514 nucleotides long. RefSeq names its product family with sequence similarity 183 member A (gene CFAP144). Gene Ontology annotation, cellular component: ciliary base. NCBI's taxonomy places the organism in Eukaryota, Metazoa, Chordata, Mammalia, Carnivora, Mustelidae. The transcript is spliced from 4 exons. The coding region runs from base 26 to 433 and encodes 135 amino acids. The record is from RefSeq and is a predicted model, not a curated record.
GAGCGCAACCAGCACCGCCAAAGCCAUGGCCGGACGCCAAAAGGAGAAAGUGCUCCUAGAUGAGGUCCAUCAGAACCAGAUCCUGCGGGAAUUAUACCUCAAAGAGCUUCGAACCCAGAAACUCUACACACAGUACCACGUGAAUCCCCUCCGCAAAGUUCACACAAUCACCAGAAAGCCCAUGUCUUGGCAUGAUAACCUGGAGGAACCUGCAGAUGCCAGGUUUCUAAAUCUCAUCCACCACGCUGCCCUCGGGCCAAGGAAGAAAUACACAGAGACACAGACCGAAAGCCAAGAAAUCGGAUGGGACUCAGAGCCCUUGGUCAACCCGGAACGUGAUGACCGCAGGCUGAACCACUUCAGGGUCUACAAUGAUAUCACGCUAUACAAAGCUAAAAUGUGGAGCUUGGGAGAAGAUGAUCGCCACAAGUAGUCUUCCACAGUGACGGCGGCCCUGUCUUCCAUACCCACUGUGUGUGCGGCUCGGAUGAAUAAAGAUUACUUUCAAGCCUCA